AUGGAAACAACUGUAAAGAAAAAGAGUUUGAGCAAGCAUAAUAAAACUCUGCCAAGUGCUGGAAAGGCCCCUGCUAAUAUCUCUACCAUUCUGCCUUCAAAACAGAUUGCAACAUCCAGUGUGUCAGAUCUUCCCACAGUUUUGCCAGAAAUAGUGAGUUUAGAUUCCAUAGUAAAAGCAAGCCCUGGGAAAAGGAGACCAGGCACUGUAAUAAUAUCAAAACGGUCAAACACUGUAAGCAUGUCUCAGAGUCAGUUGAAUCGACCAGUCAUUCCAUCAAAGAGACCUGGCUUUAGGGUGUGCUAUAUCUGUGGCAGAGAAUUUGGGUCACAAUCUCUUGCCAUACAUGAACCCAAAUGCUUGGAGAAGUGGCAUAUUGAAAAUGACAAAUUACCAAAGCAUCUCAGAAGAUCAGAGCCUGCUAAACCUCAGUCCCUUACUGGUGGCACCUAUGAUAUUAAGGCUGCAAAUGAGGCAGCUUAUCAGAGUGCUCAAGCUCAGCUCUUACCCUGUGAAAACUGUGGUCGCACUUUUCUUCCUGAUCGUCUCCCUGUGCACCAAAGGAGUUGCAGACCAAAGGAUGGUGGCCUGGGCCCUUCAAGCUCUAACCCCCCUAAAUCUGUUAAAGGCCCUACCUCUGGCCUUCCACCAGUGAUCAGACGGCCACCCACUGUUGUUUGUUACAUAUGUGGCCGUGAGUUUGGAACUAAAUCUAUUGGCAUCCAUGAACCACAAUGUCUGAAAAAAUGGCAUAACGAGAAUGACAUGCUACCCAAACAUUUACGAAGACCUGAACCUAAAAAGCCAGAAGUCAGAUCCUUAGGAGCCAAAGGUUUCUAUGAUCUCGAUGCUCUAAAUGAGGCUGCCUGGAACAGUGCCCAGAGCCAGUUAGUUCCAUGUGAUAUUUGUGGGCGUACUUUCCUGCCAGACAGACUGAUUGUCCACCAGCGGUCCUGUAAACCGAAACCAACAAAGUAA
Emys orbicularis (European pond turtle) is the source of this 978-nucleotide messenger RNA. RefSeq names its product zinc finger protein 475 (gene ZNF475). NCBI's taxonomy places the organism in Eukaryota, Metazoa, Chordata, Testudines, Emydidae. Bases 1 to 978 code for a protein of 325 amino acids. The record is from RefSeq and is a predicted model, not a curated record. The transcript has 3 exons.